UGCAUCUGGCCACACUUCUUCGCGCAAAAAAACACAAAUUUCACAAAUUAAAAAACAAACCUGGAAAUGUCGCUGAAAAAGGCCUUGGACGACUGCCUAAUUGACUUUGAUCGUCGUGUCCUGGUGACCGAUCUGCUCGAGGAGUACAAGCUGCCCUACAAGGAGGUGCACGAGCUGCUGGAGGCCUACGUCGGUAGCCAGGAGCCGGCCACCAAGUUCGACAAGAGAUUCCUCGUCCGCGGAAAGCGCAAGUAUGAGGAAGGCGGAACCAAUGCUGGCGACGAGCUCUACUCUGUGGUGCGCGAGAGCCAGCUGCCGGACUGGCUGGCCAAGCUACAGGAUGCCGAGUCGCAGCUGUACAGUGUGGAAGUCGCGGGCGGCUCCAAGUCGCCGGCCAUGAUCUUUAAACCCAUGCAGCAUUUGGAGGUGAAGCUGGCCAACGUGGAGCAGCGAGCGGGCAACCCUGCUCCUGCCUCUGCUCCCACUACAAAUGGUGUGCACAAAACCAAUGGCGUGGCGCCUCAGACGUCCAAAAAGCCUGUCGUAAAAUCUGAGCCGGCCAAAACUUCACCAAUUAAAGCAGAAAAACCUGCCGCCAGCAAAGAUAAGUCACCUCCGGAUGUUAAGAAUACCUCACCCAAGGGCCAGUCCUCGAAAGCCAAGCCGGGAUCAACUGGUGCAGCCAAAAAGGGCAGCAUUAACAGCUUCUUCACAGCAGCUGCAGCUGGAAGUAAGCAGGGUGAUGUCAAGGCCACUCCUAGCAAGGCGUCUACCAGCAGCAUGGACAACUUCCUCAAGAAGCAACCGCCGGGAGCAAAGAAGUCACCACCGAAAGAGUCCAAAAAGGCUACUCCCGCUGCAGUCAAAAAAGAAAAGACUCCCGUCAAGAAGCAAUCCCCGGCCAACACUUCGGUGCAACUGUUCGAGGAGGAAAGCGGUGACUCGUCCGACGAAGAGGAGAAGCUGGACAAGAUCCGACGCAAGGUUAUUGGUUCGGACAACGAGUCCGAUAAGGAGAAGCCCAGCUCCAAUAGCAAGCGGCGACGUAUCGUGGACUCCGAGGACGAGGACGAGGAGCAGCCACCCAAGAAAACCGCCGAAGAGCCCGCCGUGAUUGAUGUCGAGGAAAUGGACACUGAGCCGGCAAACGAAACGUAUAUGGAUGAGGAAGGAUUCGUCAUCACCCAGAGAAAGCCAACAAAAGCUGCCCCACCGCCAGCCAAGAAGAAGAUAUCUCCCAAGGCCACUGCACCGGCCAACAAAAAGAAAUCUCCGCCUUCGACAGGUAAGGGGGGAGGCGAUGGGACCAAGACUAAACAGGCCGGCAUAAUGAGUUUUUUUUCGAAGAAAUAAUUCAGAGCAUGAGGAGAUGUAAAAGCAGCACUUAAUGUAUAACAAAUUAUUCUUUAAAAAAUAAAUAAAUAUAAAUAUCCAUCUUGAA
Drosophila kikkawai is the source of this 1441-nucleotide messenger RNA. RefSeq names its product DNA polymerase delta subunit 3 (gene PolD3). NCBI's taxonomy places the organism in Eukaryota, Metazoa, Arthropoda, Insecta, Diptera, Drosophilidae. The record is from RefSeq and is a predicted model, not a curated record.